CAAAAAGAAAACAAAUCUCCUAACUUUAGAUAUUUCAAAAUCUGUUUUUAUUUGUUUCCUGUUUUUGUGUUCUCUUCUGCUUGAUGGUAGGAUCUCAAGUUAACAAGAGAGGACUGUUACAUUCCCCAAAACCUGAUCUCUGUCAGAAAGUAUCAAGCUUUGAGCUUGAUGAUCUCCAGUUCACUGUGGUCUUCCAAGAUUUGAGUGGUUUGAUCUUUUGUUUUUAAGGUAGAGGAUGGAGCAGUUCAAAGAGAGGAAGUUUGUGUGUAAGUUCUGUAGCAAGAGGUUCGCUUGUGGCAAAUCACUGGGAGGUCACAUCAGAACUCACAUGAACAAAGAGAACUCAGCUGAUUCAGAUGAGGAUGAGCACAACAAGCUCAGGAUCGACGAAAAUGGAGGUCAAGCUAGCUACGGUCUGAGAGAGAAUCCUAAAAAGAACAAGAAGUUUGUGGUUCACAGAGACAUGAUAGCUCUGAAACAUCAGCAUCAACAACAGCUUCUUUAUUGCAGAGAAUGUGGUAAAGGUUUCACUUCUUCGAAAGCUCUUUGUGGUCACAUGGCUUGUCACUCUGAGAGAGAGAAGAUUCUGAUGGAUGGUCAAUCUGAUACUGAAGCUUCUUCCUCUCCUAUCAGGAGAAGAUCAAAGAGAGCUGUGAAACAUCAUCAUAACCACAAGGCUGAUGCUUUUGUUGAUGGUGAUAGCAUCAUGGAUCAAUCUGAUUCAUCAGCAUCUGAGAUUGAACCGGAGCAAGAGGAAACAGCAUUGUCUUUGAUGAUGCUGUCUAGAGACUCAAGUUUCAAGAAAGUACGUAACUUGGUUGUGAACUCUCUGGCGGAGUCAUCAGACAACAACUCUGUGAUUCUUGAGACUAAGUCAUCUUCAGGGGAACAGCUCAAGAUCUUACAUGUGAAGAAUGUUGAGGAGUUUUGUAAGAAAGACAAACUUGGUGGAGUGGAUAAUGGUGAUGUUCUGUAUGAUUCAGACAAUUCUGAUUCUGGUUACUUCAGGAACGGACCAAAGAAGUUGGACUCAGAUGUUUCUGUUGAUGGGUUCCUCAAGAACAAUGCAUCUAGUAACAAGUCUGCAAUGGGAUUCAACAGCUACACACCAAAAAAGGAAAAGAGCUUGAACAGAUUCAGGAACGAAUGGUCAGGUUCAGGAUCAGGUCGUUCUUCUACAAAGUAUGAUCUGAGGCAAAGCAAAAGAGGGUUUCCUUGUUACGGUAGAAAGAAAAUCAAGUACGAGUUCACUGAAUCUGUGUAUGACAGUGGUGAUCAGCUUAGCUUGGAGACUGAUUCUUGUGCGGACACAAACAGAAGUAUCAAGAAGAUUCAUAAUAGCAAACCCCCAAUGGUUAAGAAAGUAAGUGGUGGGGCAAAGAAGAAAAGCAAAGGUCACGAGUGUCCAAUUUGCUUCAGGGUGUUUAAAUCGGGACAAGCUUUAGGUGGUCACAAGAGAUCACAUUUCAUUGGGAGUCAAGAUCACAGGACUUUGGUGAUUCAACACCACCACCAAGUAGCUCAUGAUAUGCAUACACUCAUCGAUCUCAAUCUUCCUGCUCCUAUUGAUGAGUGAAUGAAUCAGUGAUCAAUUUUUUUGUUCUGAUUAUUAUUAUUGUUUCCUCUCUGUUUUCAUUUCUUUGCUUCAGAUUCAAGAAUGCUUUUGGUUCA
Messenger RNA from Brassica oleracea var. oleracea, 1671 nucleotides. RefSeq names its product zinc finger protein ZAT4-like. The record is from RefSeq and is a predicted model, not a curated record. The transcript is spliced from 2 exons. Lineage: Eukaryota; Viridiplantae; Streptophyta; Magnoliopsida; Brassicales; Brassicaceae. The coding region runs from base 236 to 1576 and encodes 446 amino acids.